Molecule: messenger RNA, 1944 nt
Organism: Ichthyophthirius multifiliis
Lineage: Eukaryota; Ciliophora; Oligohymenophorea; Hymenostomatida
Product: WD repeat protein
Exons: 6
Biological process (GO): cilium assembly
Molecular function (GO): protein binding
Source: RefSeq, a predicted model, not a curated record
AUGUAAAAAGAACUAGAAAUCCAAGCAGUAAUAGGUUUUACAGGCAAAGUAAAUUAAGGUUUAAUACUUCAUCCUGAUAAUGAACAUUUAAUAUAUCCAUUGGGAUCUACAAUAGUAGUACGUCACGUAGUAACUCGAUCAUAAACAUUUUUAAGAGGACAUGAUAAUUUGAUAUCCGUUAUAACUACAUCUAAAUCAGGAAAAUACAUAGCUUCAGGUUAAAAAACAUUUAUGGGUUUCUAAGCUGAUAUAAUAAUUUGGGAUUUUGAAACUCGUUCAAUGAUGCAUAGAUUAAAAUUACAUAAAGUUCUUAUAUAAAGUCUUUCAUUUUCUUUUAAUGAAUAAUUUUUGGCAUCUUAAGGUGGUUAAGAUGAUAAAAAUAUGCUUAUAGUAUGGGAUGUGGAAUAUGGAAAAGCAUUAUAUGGAACUCCUAAUAGAGACCCUGUUAAUCAAGUGAAGUUUUUUAAUAAUUCUGACGAUAAAUUAGUUGCCGUUUUGAAUAGUGGGAUUCAAAUUCUUACUAUAGAUCGUGCUAAUAAAAAAAUUAAAUCUCUUGAUGUAAAUUUCGGUACUAUGAAAAGACAAUUUACAUGCACAGUGAUAGAUCCUACCGAUAGUUAUUGUUAUUGUGGUACUAAAACAGGAGAUGUAUUAGAAGUAAACAUUGAAAGGGCUAUUUUCAAAAGAUUAGGUCCAAUAAAGAAACUUUUUUGUUUAGGAGUUGGUACAUUAGGUAUACUACCUAAUGGUGAUAUUAUAGUAGGCGCAGGAGAUGGUACAUUGGCUAAAUUGUCUAUAUAAUCAAUGACUGUAUUAGCCUAAAGUGAAGUUUUAGGCGCUGUCUCUUCCAUUACAUUUACCGGUGAUUACACUCAUUUUUUCUGUGGAACAGUCCAAUCUAAUAUAUAUUGGGUAAAUACUGAGAAGCUAACCCCGGAAUUGAGAAACACAUGCCAUUACGAAUAAGUAAAUGACAUAGCUUUUCCUUACAACUACUCAGAUGUUUUUGCCACAUGUUCUCAAACUGACAUUAGAAUAUGGAAUGCUAGAAAUAGAUAAGAAUUAUUGAGAAUAUAAGUGCCUAAUUUAGAGUGUAAUUGUGUUUCAUUUAUGUAAGAUGGGAAAUCUAUAAUUUCAGGCUGGAAUGAUGGCAAAAUAAGAGCUUUUUUACCUUAAUCAGGAAAGUUAAUGUAUGUAAUAUCAGAUGCUCAUAUACAUGGAGUUACUGCUUUAUGCCCUACUAGUGAUUGUUAGAGAAUUAUUUCGGGUGGUUCUGAAGGAGAAGUAAGAGUUUGGGUGAUUGGGAAACAGACUUAGGUAAUGAAGGCAUCUAUGAAAGAACAUAGAGGGAGAGUUUGGUCUAUUUAAAUUAAAAAAAAUAAUGAAUAGGCAGUUUCGGCUAGUGCAGAUGGUUCAUGUAUUAUUUGGGAUUUAAAAACUUUUACUAGAUUAAUGUGUUUGUUUGAAUCUACAUUGUUUAAAUAGGUACUUUACCAUCCUGAGGAAAGUUAGUUACUUACUACAGGAUCGGAUAGGAAGAUUUCUUAUUGGGAAAUUUUCGAUGGGUAAGCUAUUAGAAUGUUGGAUGGAUCAGAUGAAGGAGAGGUUAAUGCACUUUCGAUUACUAAAGAAGGCGAGCAUUUUGCUUCUGGAGGUGAAGAUAAAAUUGUUAAAUUAUGGGGAUAUGAUGAGGGAAUUAAUUAUUAUAUUGGUAUUGGACAUUCUGGUGCUAUUACAAGGUUAUAAAUAAGCCCUGAUUAAAAAAAUCUUGUUUCUGUAGGCGCUGAAGGAGCUAUUUUUAUUUGGAAAAUACCAGAAGAAAUUGUAAAUGCAAGAGCUGAUAAUGAAUUACCUACUAUUUCUAAAGAAAAGCAUAAUGAUAAUGUUAAUAUGAAUAAUUCAAAUACAUAAAAAUAAUAUUCUGAGGUUUCUUCUGGGCGUUGA